Sphaerodactylus townsendi is the source of this 10164-nucleotide messenger RNA. It is a transcript of the gene NR2C2, whose product is annotated as nuclear receptor subfamily 2 group C member 2. Gene Ontology annotation, molecular function: RNA polymerase II cis-regulatory region sequence-specific DNA binding; nuclear receptor activity; zinc ion binding. The transcript is spliced from 15 exons. Bases 452 to 2341 code for a protein of 629 amino acids. The record is from RefSeq and is a predicted model, not a curated record. Gene Ontology annotation, biological process: anatomical structure development; positive regulation of transcription by RNA polymerase II; cell differentiation. Lineage: Eukaryota; Metazoa; Chordata; Lepidosauria; Squamata; Sphaerodactylidae.
UGGAACGCAGAUGGAACUCAGGCGGAAGCAAGAGGGGUUCUUUGGAACGCCAAGGCGCGAACGUUUGCUGGCGCCCAGGUAGCCCCUCCCUCUCCCCUGCUGUUUCCCCUACACUUCGGCCCCGCCUCAUUAGGCGCGGGGGGGGGGGGAAGGAAGAGAGAUGGAGGGGGCCGUGGACGGCGUGAUGCUGGGAAGAGGAAGCGGGGCAACGCUGCCAGGCGGCGACGGCGGCGCCUCGCGGGGUCACGAACUCUGACCUUUCGCGAGAAAAAAAGGCGCCCCCCCCCCCGUUCUGACCCCACCAGAAACAAACAAUAACAGACGGCCGCUCCGCCCCCUCGCGGGACACGUUUAACCCCUUCCUCGCCGCCGGGGGAGGGGGGCCAAUUCAGGCCGCCGCCGGGGGGGUCUGGCGCCAAAUCCCGAGGUUCUCUAAUGAUUGCCCUUCACCAUGACAACCAGUAUGGACGUUCUGGCUCAGCAGAUAGUGGAAACACAGCAGGUGGCUGAGGUGCAAACUGUACGGACAACAUUAUCUGAAUCUCCAGUGAUGACCAGCCCCUCACAACGUAUCCAGAUCAUCUCCACAGACUCCUCUGUAGCUUCACCACAGCGUAUUCAGAUUGUCACCGAUCAGCAAACAGGGCAGAAAAUCCAAAUAGUUACGGCAGUGGACUCCUCCGUGUCCCCAAAACAACAGUUUAUAUUGGCUAGUCCAGAUGGAACAGGAACCGGGAAAGUGAUCUUGGCUGCACCUGAGGCCUCUAACGCCAAGCAACUUAUUUUUACCACAACGGAUAACAUCGUACCCGGAAGAAUACAGAUUGUGACAGACUCUGCCUCUGUGGAACGUUUGUUAGCUAAAACUGAUGUUCAGCGACCACAAGUAGUAGAAUAUUGUGUUGUCUGUGGAGACAAAGCAUCAGGUCGUCACUAUGGUGCUGUCAGUUGCGAGGGAUGCAAAGGCUUCUUUAAAAGGAGCGUAAGGAAAAAUCUAACCUACAGUUGCCGUAGCAACCAGGAUUGUAUCAUCAAUAAACACCAUCGGAAUCGUUGCCAGUUUUGUCGGCUAAAAAAGUGUCUUGAAAUGGGAAUGAAAAUGGAAUCUGUACAGAGCGAAAGGAAGCCUUUCGAUGUGCAGAGGGAGAAGCCAACCAAUUGUGCUGCUUCAACAGAAAAAAUCUAUAUCAGAAAGGAUCUGAGAAGUCCUCUAAUAGCAACUCCGACCUUUGUAGCUGAUAAAGAUGGAGCCAGAUCAACUGGUCUUCUUGAUUCAGGGAUGCUGGUAAAUAUUCAGCAGCCGCUAAUACGUGAUGAUGGCACAGUGCUCUUGGCUACAGAUUCCAAGGCCGAGACAAGCCAGGGUGCAUUGGGAACCCUAGCAAACGUUGUAACGUCACUUGCCAGUCUCAAUGAGUCGCUCAAUAAUGGUGACACUCCUGAAGUCCAGCAAGAAGACCAGUCUGCAAGUGAGAUAACUCGAGCAUUUGAUACUUUGGCUAAAGCACUUAAUACGACAGAUACUGCUGUAGCUCAGAAUCUAGCAGAUGGGAUGGAUCCCACAGGCGGUGGGAAUAUUCAUGUGAUCAGCAGAGAUCAGUCUACGCCAAUCAUUGAAGUUGAAGGACCCCUCCUUACAGAUACUCACGUGACAUUUAAGUUGACAAUGCCUACUCCAAUGCCAGAAUACCUGAAUGUGCAUUACAUUUGCGAGUCAGCAUCCCGAUUACUUUUCCUAUCCAUGCACUGGGCUAGAUCCAUCCCUGCUUUUCAAGCACUAGGGCAGGAUUGUAACACAAGCCUGGUGCGUGCCUGUUGGAAUGAGUUGUUCACUUUAGGCCUGGCACAGUGUGCACAAGUGAUGAGCUUGUCAACUAUAUUGGCUGCCAUUGUCAACCACCUGCAGAACAGCAUACAGGAAGAUAAACUUUCUGGAGACCGAAUAAAGCAAGUGAUGGAACACAUCUGGAAACUUCAGGAGUUCUGUAACAGCAUGGCUAAGCUUGAUAUCGAUGGAUAUGAAUAUGCUUACCUUAAAGCUAUAGUCCUCUUUAGUCCUGAUCACCCUGGUCUAACAAGCUGUAGUCAGAUAGAAAAAUUUCAAGAAAAGGCUCAGAUGGAAUUACAAGACUAUGUUCAAAAAACCUAUCCAGAAGAUACUUACAGGCUAGCCCGCAUUUUAGUUCGCCUCCCAGCACUUAGACUAAUGAGCUCUAGCAUUACCGAAGAACUCUUUUUUACUGGUCUCAUUGGAAAUGUUCCAAUCGAUAGCAUCAUCCCCUACAUUCUGAAAAUGGAAACGGCGGAAUAUAACGGCCAGAUCACAGGCUCGGCUUCCUAGAAGGGAUCAGCACAUCUCAAUGGAUCCGAAUAAUCAUGACUCACUGGUUAACUUUGCAAAAUAUGUAUACAUAUUUUCGAUACGUUGUAUUUCCCUGCUAGUUAUUCUUGUCUAUUCAAAGGCAAGGCGGAAAAAAAAAUCUUUGGCAUAAACCUGCUAGGACCAUUUAUGGCGUAAGGAAUGUUAUAAUUCCUUUUGAUGAAAAGGCUAUCGUGAAUUGCUGAAAAGGCUCGCAAAGACGCUUUUUUAUGUAAAUCUUGUCAGUGAGCAAAAAAAAAAUAAUGUCAGAAAACUAACUGAAAAUUGCUGAACUGAAAAUGUUCCUUUUGAGCCAGUGACAGAGUUCCACUUGUACAGCCGUCGCUGCUGUCUCCCUUCCUAUUGCAGUCCUUUAGACCUCCAGGAAAGCUGCUCUGAAGCAUGGGAGGGUACUUUAGAGUGGCAUGCAGUGCAGACUCUAUAGAAGGGGAUGGACAACAACCCACCCCCACCCCCAAGCAGCAGUGCCUCCUGCUUGGGCUGCAGGUUCUUUGGAUCCAAGCCAAUGUGCAUGUAUUUUUUUUUAAAUCCCUCGGAAUGAGCAUCUGAAAUUUGCCAGGAUAUAGUGAUAUUAGCACUUUGAAAGCAGAUCUUGUUAAAAAUGAUGACAUCGUGUAAGUGAAAAAUAGCAUUUUAACUGCAGACAUGUGAGUAAUUUCUAGGAAAACUUGAUAAGCUGUGGGAGACAAUCAUUUAUGUUAUGAAUUUCAAUUGUAGGUAUUUAUUAGGAAUGUGAUUCUUUCAAGCAGAUUCCUAUACUAUUAGAAAUUACAUUCGACUAAAUUAAUGACAAUGUUUACAGCAUAAGUAGAACAUAAUGUUUAUGACUCAGCUGUCAGCAGAAUAAAUGCUGUAGAAUUUAUUCACAGCAUACUAAUUCCUUACCUUGGUAAUGAAGAAUCAUGGAGAUUUUCAGGGGUUCAGUACCAGCCUGUUACUGUUUUACUUGUCAGUGCUGUACUAUGACAUGUCUUUUUAUUAUCGAGUACAUCAGUCAUGAAGUUGCAGGGGUGCUAUCAGUUUCAGUUAUCACCACUGGCUCUUCAGCACCUCUUUGUACAAUUAAAAUUCCAGGUUUAUUCCUCUGUCUGAGGCUUAGAAAAGUACAUGAGGUGUGGGUCGACUUGGGGAAAAUGACUUGGGCAUGAUCUAGCAUCCAGUGUGAAGCUCAAUCAUCUUCUCUAACGGAGCUGAAAUUCUUCCAAAAUCAUUUCCCCCUCCUCUGUUGCCACCCAAAGCGUCAAACUGAAUUGUUAAAAAAUCACUUCGCCCACGGCAGUGAUCGUCUCAGCAUUACCAUGAUUACUUCAGAAGGCCUUUUUUGUUUCUUUGCCUUUAAAACGCAUACAGUUGUGGCAACCCCCCUUCCCUUCUUUGGUGAGUUUUCACUUAUGGUCUACGCAAGAUUUUAUCUAUCUGUCUAGAAAAUAUACCAUGUAUGAAGGGGACCAACUACAACCAUAAUAUAAGCUAAGGACAAUCUGUUUGGAGUUGGGGUACUAAGAGAUAUCCAUUGCACCUUUUAUUGCCUCACCUGUCAAAAGACAUUCUACAUGUUUCAGUAGGUCCAGUAGGCUUUUAAUUUUAAUAUAAUGCUUUUCUAUUAUGUCUUUCAAAUCCAAGUUGCAGAAUUCAUUUUGCUCACACAGCAAUGACUUAUUUCUGGGAUUGUUGAUGAUUUGAAAACAUUCCAAAUAGGGUAAUUGUUUCUCCUUUUUUAAAUUAACAGUAAUAGGUGUGGCCAGGAAGGCUUUUUGAAAUAUUGGUGAGCAAAUAUCUUUACUCCCAUUGUAAAUUUUGACUGACGGGUUAGACAAUGUAACAUUAAAUGAUAACUGAAUCACAGACAGUCCAAUCCCGAUGGUCAGGGAGCUCUGUGGCAGCUGGGGACAGUGCAGUGAAGGCAGCACCAUGCCACCUCCAAAGGGGUUUUGAUCGGCAGGGAAAGGAGGCAAAAGCAAGAACCUGUCUGCAGCUGCAGAAGGGGGCAUUCCCCAGUGGGAACAGCAGUGGAAACCAACUAAAAUCAGCUAUACCUCUAGGAACACCUUUGGCUCGCCUCUCCCCCCCCCCCACCCCCCACCCCCCGACCGCAGGUGGCGUGCUCUGACACAGGCAUAACUCCUGAUUGGCAGCCACUUCUGAUUGGGCGCUGUGGAGCUGUGUGGCACCUGCACACCAGGAUCCUUUCUCUCUCCGCCAGCAUAAAUGUUGCUUACUUUGGCAGGGUGCAUUGGUGCAGGCCUCCGCCACUCUCACAAGCCAUUUGCUCCCUACCCUCUAUGUCCUAAGUAUAAUUCUAGCAUCUAAGUAUAUCCAAGCCUGGAACGUUUCCCAUCUUUAUAAUGUUGAAAUGACAGUUUGGUUCACUAUACUCUUGUUUCACAUGAAGAUGAUAGGUUGAAUAUAGUCCUGAAUGAACAUGAGAAUUAUCAUUCAUUUUUAUGCACCACCUUUGUCAAACCCAUUAUUUUGUGCAUUAUUGAACAUGGUACUUUGAUACAAGAGCAUUCAUGCCAAAAUGUAUUUUUGCUUUCAUAUUUCCAGACGGAUGGGGGGAGCAGGGCUAGGUGGGCACUAAGACCCAGUCAGAGCAUUCUAAAACAAGGAAGGCCUGGCAUGUUUUGUUCUGGGGCAGAGGACUAUCAUCUUUAUGUGGAACAGAGUAUAAAUAUUGGCAGUGGAGAAAUAGCAAAAAGUGUUGUGCCUUUUCAUUCUUUGAUUUUAUAGUUUUGCUCCAACUGUAAUCCUAAAAUAAUUUGUGCACAUACAGUCAAUAGAAUCAAAGUUGAAGGCUAGGUCUUGAAAUGAUAAUAGAAAAUAAUUGGAUGUCCAAAGCUCAAUUAAAAUGUCCAAAGCUCAAUUAAGAUUAAAGAUCAGAAUACUGAAUAAUCCCGGUGUUUUGUAGCAAUGCUGGUAGUUCAGCCAGCUCUUCCAUGAUGAAACCCCUCUUUUGUUUUCCUCUCAGUUUUGUAAGUGGCCUUAAAAGUAGCCGCAGCCAAAAUUCUUAUCUUUAAAACUUCUCACAAAGAAGUAUAUGUACUUUUGUGCGAAAGGAAAUAUUCGAAGUAUAUAAAUGCUCUUUUUUAAAAGACAAUUUUAGUAAAAUCCUAAGAAUCUUUUCCUGGCACUGAAGUGUCCAGAGUAUGAUUCUGAGUAGAUUUGCUUAGAAUUGCUCUCCUAGUUGUAGUGAAAUCUACAAAAAUAAUUGGCACAUACUAGUUAUAUUGUGAUGGCUUUGUUUUCCAACAUUAGGCCGUGCUUCAUACACUACCUUGAGCUAAUGCAUUUGGUAGUAUUAAUACAAUUAAAUAUUUUAUAAAGACGUUAGUAUGUGCUGAUAAAGUAAAAUGUAGUAUUUUCAAUAGAUAACUGUACUAAGAUUAUAGCUGUCAUGAUUUUGGGAGCUGACGUAAUUCCAUGAAACGCUUAAGAGGACUCUUAUUCAAGUGAAGGUUCCUACUGAACUCUGUGCUCUACAGGGGUUACACUGCGUGAUUGUCAAACUAUUGAACUAAGUUCCAUUCUCUUGACUGGAGUGGAAUAAUUUAUUCCUGUUCGCUGGACUAAAAGAUUGAUGUUAACUUUUUAACUUUUUUCCUUGCUGUGCCAUCACAGCUGACUUUGGUAACCCCUGGUAGGGUUUUCAAAGCAAGAGGAGUUCAGAGAUUGCCUGCCACUGCCCGCCUCUGCAGAAUGACCCUGGUAUUCCUUGGAGGCCUCCCAUGCAAAUACUUGCCAGGGUUGACCCUGAGAUCUGACAAGAUCAGACUCGCCUGGCUAUCAGUGGUUUUACGUAAUACCAUUUAAUAGCUGGUAUGAAGCCUUUCAGUCAUUUGAAGUUUUCCUGUGUAGCACUUUUUGUGGUUCACUGGUUAACCAGUUGUCAUCUACUUUAAUCUAAUCCCAUGAAUAAAAAUAUGUUCUAUAUCUGCAAAAGAAAAAGAUGGUCUUCCCACAGUUUAGGAGAUACACAAAGAUUUCUGCUUUCCACAUGUAUGUAUAUAAAAACUACUGGCCAAUUGAAAAAGACCAUCCUAUUGCAUUAUGCUCUCCUUGGCCAAUAUAUCUGGCCAAGGAGAGAAUAAUGCAAUAUGAUGCUCUUUUUCAAUUGGCCAGAGCUUGAUUGAUUUUUAUGAAAGGUAUCUGGCCAGUGCACUUCAAAGAAAGAGGCCCACCUCAUAGGGUGUUUGUUGUGAGGGGGGAAGGUCAAGGAGAUUGUGAGCCCCUUUGAGUCUCCUGCAGGAGAGAAAGGGGGGAUAUAAAUCCAAACUCUCUCUUCUUUAUGAGGAAGGCUGGAUUGAUCUGUGUGAUAUCCAGUGCCACUCAUUGGAAUCAGCUGGGGCACUUAUGUUCCUUUCAAUUCUCCAAAAUUAGAAUGUAGACUUUAGAAGAGAAAGGGAUACACAUAAGCACACUGGCAAAGAGAAAUGCAAAAAAAAAGAGCUUUAACCUUCCUCUCUGCUCAUUUGCCCACUGGGCUGUCUUGAGUCAGGGGGCUGCAAGCAUCAACUCAGUAAGCCUGGAAGAGCUUUGCUUUCUUUUGCCAACCCCCUCCCCCAUUCCAACGCAAGCAACUCUUUAACCCGAGGAGGAGGAUUUUAACAGUGACUUGCGAUUGUGGGGCUGUUAUUCAGGAAAAUGAAAGCAACAGACCAACUGUUUAUAAGAGUUCUGUGUUUAAAUGGGGCCCGGGGGGGGGAGGAAACGAUGCAGUUAAGAAACCACUCUGCAUUAAAAACCUGGUGUAGAAAAUCCCUCAGUCUGGGCUUUGUUUGUUGCUACACUGGACCACAGUCGUACAUUUUAUUGACUUCAAUGAAAUGUGAACAUCUGUAACUGAUCUAGCACUAUAGCCUUAGUAUCAUACAGAUUAAUGGCUGAACCUGUGGAAAACCAUUAUAUACCAUUUCCUGCAGUAUAAUUUGCUCUGAGGUUCCUUCCGCACAUGCAGAAUAAUGCACUUUCAAACUGCUUUCAGUGCUCUUUGAAGCUGUGCGGAGUAGCAAAAUCCACUUGCAAACAGUUGUGAAAGUGGUUUGAAAACGCAUUAUUCUGCGUGUGCGGAAGGGGCCAGAGUUACAAGAGAGCCUUGAAAGUGGCCAUUCAAAGGAAAAAAGUCAGAUAUUCGAUGCUCUUCAUCCAGGCUCUUGGGUGUGCCUAAACUAGCAUUUUUUAUCCUGACCAUAGUUACUUAGGUGUACAAUGAUUAUGUGCUUGUAUCUAAUUUUGUCCAGUGUAUUAUGUAUAGUGUAAUAUAAGGUGUGUAAGUAUGUAUAUAGAAAUAUGUACAGUCAGGUAAUCAUAUAUGCCAGAUUUCUACGUGUUAGCAAAAAAAAGUUUUUAAUGCAUUGCAAAUAUUGAGCUUCCUAAAUUUUCCUUCUUGCUCAAGAGCUCAGACCUGGUGUAACCAUGUGUCAAGUAAGCAUCUGUUUUUAAACCCAGGAAGAAUUUGCACUUUGGUUUAUAUAUUGAGAGAAGCUAUUUAAUAGUUCUGGAUAUUGUUUCUCAACACUAACAAGCUGGGUUGGAAGGAGUAGUGAUUGUGCCAUUUUAGGCGGAUUGCACCCACAGACCGUUGACAUUUCUCUGUGUUACUGACAUACACAAAAAUGGGCUUUUUAUUCUUCGGGGGGAAAGCUUUUAUUUUAUAUUAUUUUGGUACAGGCACCUUUUUUAGCAUGUGAAAUUUAACAACUCUGUUAAUGCUGCCUGUGUGUAUCCUGAAGUUUCUGAUUAGAAUGAAGAAGGCUUCCAUAGAAAAGCCGUGUCUAGUUUUAUAUGGUUUUAUCAAUUAUGUCUCACAAGUGAAUGCAAGAUGGAAUACAGUAAUUAGUGCCAUAAAUAGCAUAUGAUGCGCCCUGCCUAGAUAGGACAUUGUCGUAUUUGAACAGACUAGUAAUGUGACACACACACCAUUAGUAGCUAUAGGGAAUGUUUUUAUACUACCAUUGAAGGCUGGGGGAGCUAUUCCAAUAGAUUCAGGAGGGAAUUGUCUUGUGAAUCAUAGCCGGUAUUCUUUACUGUCAUAGCCUCCCUAAAUCUUAUUUAUAAGUGUUCUGGCUUGUCUGAGCUCCUCCCCCACUUUCCUACAGAAGGCCUUUUGAGUUCAUAUGUGAUCAUCAUUUGAACAAGCAAUGGCUAUAUGGAGUUGCAUCCAACAUAAUUGCAGAAUUUUUUUAGAGAGAAGUUUUAACUACCUUUGAAAGAGUAACAUAUUUGAUUAAAGGCUUCAUCUAAUUUAUAUAUAUCAACUUUUAAAAGUUUGGGCUUGAAGAAAUAAACAAUACUGCCAGUCAAGUAUAUAGAUAUGUAGUCCUGCAAUUGUGAAAUUGUGGUCAUGACUGCACAGUCCACAAAAAAUGCCAAAGAUGUGGGGUUCAAUCUUUGGGGAAGUCUUAUUCAAAUAACUGCAAAGGUUUAAGAGUCUUUCUCCCCUGCCUCCAUUUCCUGGCUACCUAAUUAACAAAUGUACAUAGCUUUUUUGUUUCAAGUGUUGACCUUACAGAGUGUUUGUCUCAACUUUUGAGUUUAAAAGUUCCCUUAUCUUGAAUGAGGCUCUCAUCCAUUUAGUGCUAUGACAAUCUUGCUUGCUGUUUUUAAAUGGAAAUUUUAUUGUUAAAAACUGUCCCAUUUUGGUCAUUAUUUAAAUGGUGUUUAUAGCCCAACCAGUUUCUAGGUUGAGAAAAAAUGGCAAAUGUAAAUGUUGAGAAAUACAUCUUGCUAUUAUUAGCACUCUUGUGAAGUAUUCUUUACUGAAAGUUUCUGAUUUUGAUUCAGUAAAUAAUUCUUAUAGAAAAACUAAUAUGGAAGAGAGGCUAAACUUUAUUUUCAGAGCUGGGGGUGGGGGUGGGGUGCAGGGAUAAAUGUAAAAGGAAAAAAUUGAUGUCUGUUAAAAGAAGUUGUUGAGCACUACACUGCCCAAAACUCACACACCAAACAGACUUUAAGUAAUCACUUGCUAACUCUAAAUCGGGGGUAUCAAACAUAUGGCCCAGGGGCCAAAUUCAACUCCUUGAGAGGGCUUAUCAGGCCCACAACUCAGCUUAGGUACACACACACACACACCCCGCACUUUCCAAUUUGACCUGGCUCGCGGACCUGAUAAGCCUUCUCAAGAUGAGGUAGCCACCCAGUGCCAAUCUGGGUUGGGGAGCCUGCUGGGGGCUCACCAGCUGAGGCAGCCACCACCCCUCCCCCCCUGCACCCAGCCCGACCUAAGUCACAUUUGUGUUAUAUCCAGCCCUCAUAACAAAUGAGUCCAACACCCCUGCUCUAAACCUAAUGUAUAGCCAUCGUUUCCAGUCAUUUUAUAACGGAAAACUGCACAUAUUUAUCCCUUGUAUCAUUGUUGUAUGUUUUUGGAAAAUCCUUCACACUUUGAGCUCUUCUUAAAACGAAUCUUUGCUCCAAAAGGAAUUGUCUGUGAUAAUUCCCAGGGGUAUAUCUUUUUUAACAUUGUGCUUUUCAUUGUCUCUUAAAAUGUUGCCUGUGUACUUUUUUUUUUUCAUUUCAGGUUGAAAACCUGACAAAUGCUGUUGUUUCCUUGCCAUUUCUUUGUAAAUGUGAUAGCAUUUAAAAUAGCAUGAUCUUUUUUAAAAUCUGAAUUUUUAUAUCUAAUCGACGUCUUCGGUUAUGGAGAGAAAUUUGCAUUGUUGUGUGUGUAUAUAGAGUAUUGCAGUGCAUGCUUAUGCAUUUUAUUAAAUGCUGUCUAAAUGUGGCAUUGUUGUGGCUUAAUAUUGCUACCUAAAGGAGGUUUAUACAAUUAAAGUAAAUAAAAUACA